Branchiostoma belcheri (Belcher's lancelet) is the source of this 1259-nucleotide messenger RNA. Its product is annotated as guanidinoacetate N-methyltransferase-like. Gene Ontology annotation, molecular function: guanidinoacetate N-methyltransferase activity. NCBI's taxonomy places the organism in Eukaryota, Metazoa, Chordata, Leptocardii, Amphioxiformes, Branchiostomatidae. Gene Ontology annotation, cellular component: cytoplasm; nucleus. The record is from RefSeq and is a predicted model, not a curated record. The coding region runs from base 1 to 711 and encodes 236 amino acids. Gene Ontology annotation, biological process: creatine biosynthetic process. The transcript has 5 exons.
AUGGAUGCCGUAGAGAACCAGCCUGUCUUCGGACCCGGAGAAGACUGUAAGCAGGGAUGGACGGACGCCUCUGCGGAUUUUGACGAGGAUGACGAGUGCCUGGAAAUCAUGGGAAAGCCCGUCAUGGAGCGGUGGCAGACGCCUUACAUGCACAAACUGGCGAAGAUCGCAUGCUGCAAAGGUGGACGUAUCCUUGAAAUCGGUUUUGGCAUGGGGAUAGCUGCUGGUGAGAUCGCGCAACAUGACAUAGAGGAACACUGGAUCAUCGAGUGUAACGACGGUGUUUACGAGAGGCUGCAGACGUGGGCCGAGAAACAGAAGCACAAGGUUGUUCCACUGAAGGGUAUGUGGCAGGAGAUUGUUCCGACUUUACAAGAUGGAAUCUUCGAUGGUAUUCUGUACGACACGUACCCCCUGUCGGAGUUGGAGUGGCACACUCACCAGUUUGAUUUCAUCGGUAAACACGCCUGGGGGUUACUGAAGCCUAGCGGAGUGCUCACGUACUGCAACCUCACCUCCUGGGGGGAGCUACUCAAGAACACGUACGACAACAUAGAAACCAUGUUCAAGGAGACCCAGAUGUUUCACCUGAAGAAGGCAGGCUUUAAGAAAGAGAACAUCUCGUGGGAAGUCAUCUCUAACAGGCCACCCAGGGACUCCAAGAAAUACCAGUUCCCACUCAUGAUCGCACCAAAGUGUAUAAAAGGCUAAUUCAGUUCAGUUCAACCUUGUACGAGGUACAUUCAAGAUGUUUAUCCAGACACUUCUGUCUAGCUUUUAAUCGACGCCAUUUUUAAUAUAUACAGACUUAGAUAGUUCGAUGAAGAUUUGACAUCCAGGUAAUAACAGUUACUCACUGACAACUGGAUAUAAUUUUGGUUUUGGAAACGUUCAUAUAGCAUCCACCACAUUUUCCUGUAUUUAACAUUUCAUUGUAUUAGGUUUGACAAAGCAAUUUUUAUAUCUGUAUGGGGUAGGGUUAAUCAAAGGGGAUAUUUAAACAAAUAGCAGUGACAACAAAACAAGUCUUAGAAAUAAAAUGUCUGUUUCGGCCUAUUUGUAAAAUAUGUUGUAAUAAGAAAAUGUGACACAAUAGGUUGAAGAUAGCCUGACUAAAUCUGCGCUCCUAGCGGCCGGCCCGGUAUUACACCAGCCCCCCUAUUAUUUCAUUUCUCAAUAUUUUAUGAUUAUUUAUGAUAUCUUAGACUCAUUUUAUCAUACAUCUUACGGUUGGAAAUUUGAAAGUUACUAGUAUUGGA